Messenger RNA from Hemicordylus capensis (graceful crag lizard), 1234 nucleotides. RefSeq names its product ring finger protein 113A (gene RNF113A). Gene Ontology annotation, biological process: snoRNA splicing. The coding region runs from base 126 to 1163 and encodes 345 amino acids. The record is from RefSeq and is a predicted model, not a curated record. The transcript is spliced from 10 exons. Gene Ontology annotation, cellular component: U2-type spliceosomal complex. NCBI's taxonomy places the organism in Eukaryota, Metazoa, Chordata, Lepidosauria, Squamata, Cordylidae. Gene Ontology annotation, molecular function: metal ion binding.
GCAGCACGCAUAAGCUUGAUAUCUUCGUAAAUCUCAAGAUGAACAUUCUAGGUGAACCCGGAAGUUAACGCUCAUGUGUGAGUCUAUCCUUUAAGUCUACGUUACAAGCAACAUAGUGACCAAUCAUGGCUUCUCAAUGGAGGAAAGAGUCAGAGCGCUGUUGUUCCGGUUCCGCCUGGACUCAGAUGAUCACAAUGGCAGAUGCGAAGCCUGUUUGCAGCUUUCUCUUCAAGAAACGUCGGCCCGCGCCCGGGAGGGGUCAGCGCAAGAGACCAGACAGCGACCGGGAAGCCGGAAGCAGCAGUGAUGAAGGCAGCGCAGUAGUUAAGAAGCAGAGACGCAAGGAAGUCUCCAACCCCAUGAUUCAAAAGACUAAAAGAAGCACAAAGGACAAUACAUCAUAUGGGUCCAGCAGCAGUGAUGAUGAGGGCAAGUCUCAAGGAGUUGGAGUCUCCUAUAAGUCAACGAGAUCUGCGAAACCUGUGGGUCCAGAGGACAUGGGGGCAACAGCUGUGUAUGAACUGGAUACAGAAAAGGAGAAAGAUGCCCAAGCCAUCUUUGAACGUAGCCAGCAAAUACAGGAGGAACUCAGAGGAAAGGAUGAUGAUAAGAUUUACCGUGGGAUCAAUAAUUAUCAAAAGUAUGUGAAGCCAAAAGAUACAUCAAUGGGGAAUGCCUCCUCAGGCAUGGUAAGGAAAGGACCUAUCCGAGCCCCAGAGCAUCUCAGGGCCACUGUGAGGUGGGACUACCAACCAGACAUCUGCAAAGACUACAAGGAGACGGGGUUUUGUGGUUUUGGAGACAGCUGUAAAUUCCUCCAUGACCGGUCAGACUACAAGCAUGGCUGGCAAAUUGAGCGAGAGCUGGACGAGGGACGCUAUGGUGUUAAUGAUGAUGAAAACUAUGAAGUAAGCAGUGAUGAGGAGGACCUGCCUUUCAAAUGUUUCAUCUGCAGACGCUCCUUCAAGAACCCUGUGAUGACCAAGUGUAAACAUUAUUUCUGUGAGAGCUGUGCUCUACAACAUUAUCGCAAGUCCCAGAGAUGCUAUGUAUGUGACCAACAAACAAAUGGUGUCUUCAACCCAGCCAAAGAGUUAAUAGCAAAGCUGGAAAAACACAAGGCUGAAGAGGGAACUACAGAGAAUGCUGAGGAGCCAGAGUAAUACUGGGAUACCACCACUCUUACAAUCCUCCUGAAAGCUAGUUUUAUAACUGAAUAAAUAUUUCUAGAAAA